AGAGGAGGUGGUGGAGGGGUGUGCUUGUGGCUGUUCCUAGCGUGUGUGUCGCUGGGGGAUGACCUGGGCUGGGUGACCCCUGGAGUUCAUGUUGUGGUCAAGGCUCAGGCCAAUGAAAGGAGAGUCCUGGCUCACAUUCCUGGUGACAUCAUCAUAGGAGCGCUGUUCUCUGUUCACCACCAACCUCCUGCAGAUAAGGUCCAUGAGCGUAAGUGUGGAGAGGUCAGAGAGCAGUAUGGUAUCCAACGUGUGGAGGCUAUGAUGCACACUCUGGACCUGAUCAACUCUGACCCUCACCUCCUCCCCAACAUCACCCUGGGCUGUGAGAUCAGGGACUCUUGCUGGCACAGUGCAGUGGCUUUAGAACAGAGCAUAGAGUUUAUCAGAGACACACUGGUCUCCAACGAGGAGGAGGAGAGUCUGAGCCUGGGGAAAUGUCUGGGGGAAGACGGAAUAGAGGUGACCCCUGUCAGGGGGAAGAAACCCAUUGUAGGACUGAUAGGGCCAGGGUCCAGCUCUGUGGCCAUCCAGGUGCAGAACCUGCUACAGCUGUUCAACAUACCACAGAUCGCCUACUCUGCUACCAGCAUGGACCUCAGCGACAAGAGUCUGUAUAAGUACUUUAUGAGGGUGGUGCCGUCAGAUGCUCAGCAGGCCAGGGCCAUGGUGGACAUCGUCAAGAGAUACAACUGGAGCUACGUCUCCGCUAUACACACAGAGGGUAACUAUGGUGAGAGCGGGAUGGAGGCCUUUAAGGAGCUGGCCGCCAGAGAGGGGAUCUGCAUAGCUCACUCUGAUAAGAUCUACAGCAACGCAGGGGAGCACAACUUUGACAAGCUGCUGGAGAAGCUGAGAGGACACCUGCCCAAGGCCCGAGUGGUGGCGUGCUUCUGUGAGGGCAUGACUGUACGGGGCAUACUGAUGGCCAUGAGACGGAAACACCUAGUGGGGGAGUUUCUACUGGUGGGGAGUGAUGGCUGGGCUGACCGGUAUGAUGUAACAGAUGGGUACCAGAAAGAGGCAGCAGGGGGAAUCACUAUAAAGCUGAAGUCAGCCUACAUCACCUGGUUUGACGACUACUACUUGGCUCUGCAACCAGAUGACAACACCAGGAACCCCUGGUUCACUGAGUUCUGGCAACACCGGUUCCAAUGUAGACUAAAGGGACACGCACAGGAGAGCACCAAGUACAACCGCACCUGCAAUAAUAGAGAGUCUCUCCGUCAACAGUAUGCCCAGGACACUAAGAUGGGUUUCGUCAUCAAUGCAAUCUACUCCAUGGCUUAUGGACUACACACUAUGCAGCAGACCGUCUGCCCAGGAUACCAAGGUCUGUGUGAUGCCAUGCGGCCCAUCGAUGGACGUAAGCUGCUGGAGUUCCUGAUGAGGACCAACUUCACUGGAGUCUCCGGAGAAACUAUCCACUUUGACCAGAAUGGAGACUCACCGGGCAGGUAUGAGAUCAUGAACUUUAAGCGUCUGGGCGGUGAUGGUGAUGGUGAUGGUGAUGGUGUGGAGCAGUACAGUUAUAUCCAUGUGGGGAGCUGGGACCAAGGAGGACUGAGGAUGGACGAUGAGGAGAUCUGGACCAACUCCUCCACCAUUAUACAGUCUGUCUGCUCCGAACCCUGCCAGAAGGCACAGAUCAAGGUGAUCCGUAAAGGAGAGGUCAGCUGCUGUUGGACCUGUACUCCCUGUAAAGACAAUGAGUUUGUGUUUGAUGAGUACACCUGCCGCGCCUGUGACCUGGGGGCCUGGCCUACUGACGACUUGACAGGUUGUGAGCCUAUCCCGGUGCAGUAUGUGCGUUGGGGAGAUCCUGAGCCCAUCGCGGCGGUGGCGUUUGCCUGUCUGGGGCUCAUGGCUACUCUGUUUGUUACCUCCAUAUUCAUCAGGUUCUAUGACACCCCGGUAGUGAAGUCGAGCAGCAGGGAGCUGUGUUACAUCAUCCUGGCUGGGAUCUGUCUGGGCUAUCUCUGCACCUUCAGCCUAAUCGCCAAGCCCCACGCUGCACACUGUUACCUACAGAGACUGGGAAUAGGACUGUCCCCUGCCAUGAGCUACUCUGCCCUGGUCACUAAGACUAACCGUAUAGCUCGUAUCCUGGCUGGCAGUAAGAAGAAGAUCUGUACUAAGAAGCCCAGGUUCAUGUCUGCCUGCGCUCAGCUGGUCAUCGCCUCUCUACUCAUCCUACUGCAGCUGGGAAUCAUAGUAGCUCUGUUCGUUAUGGAACCACCACAGGUGAUCUAUGACUACCCCAGUAUCAGUGAGGUUCAUCUGAUCUGUAACCUGACUACACUGGGAGUAGUAACUCCUCUGGGUUAUAAUGGCCUGCUCAUCCUCAGCUGUACCUUCUACGCCUUUAAGACCCGUAAUGUUCCUGCUAACUUCAACGAGGCUAAGUACAUCGCCUUCACCAUGUACACAACCUGCAUCAUCUGGCUGGCCUUCGUCCCCAUCUACUUUGGAUCCAACUAUAAGAUCAUCACCAUGUGUUUCAGUGUUAGUCUCUCUGCUACCGUGGCCCUCUGCUGCAUGUUCGCCCCCAAGGUGUACAUCAUGCUGGCGAAGCCGGAGAAGAACGUACGGAGUGCCUUCACCACCUCUACCCAGGUCCGCAUGCAUGUAGGAGACGCCAAGACAGCCGCUAAUGCUGCCAAAUCCAAGACCAUGGCUGGACUCUUCAGAAGGAAGGGGUCUGAAGAAAACCUCAGCUCCAACGGUAAGUCAGUGUCGUGGUCUCAGAAUGAGCGUAGCGGCUACAGACCCAACCUGUGGAAGAGGAUCUCCAUCCACAUCAAGAAGAAGGAGGAGGUCAACCAGACAGCCAUCAUUAAGCCCUUCUCUAAGGGGGCCGGCGCCCCCGACCUCGCCCCCGCCACGCCCCAACUUGGGGCCAGGGGGGUCUAUGAUGAACCUCAGGGGGCGCAGCAUUACCCCCCUGGAACCUACCCCUGCCCCCCCUCGCCCCCUGCUGGAGCAUACCACCGGUGUCCCCCCUCACCCCCGUCACCCUCCCCACUAACCCUGCCCACCGUCAGCCAAAGGGUGGGGGGCUACCACGCCUGCCCCCCACCGGGGCCUCAGGGGUCCCAGGACGGAGAGGAGGUCAGGGCUCUGCCAUCCUACAUGACAGAGAGGCCUCAGACAAGGGCGUGUGGCGGAGCGGGCAGGAUGGGGGGUGGGGGUGGUAGUAUUGGUAAUAAUGGCGUGGGUGAUUUAGACAUGGGUAUAGGUGACCGGGGUAUUGGUGUCGGCAUGGUGGGCGGCCAGCCCCAGAGCUCCACCAUCAUGGAUCAGAUCAGCUGUGUGGUGAACCGUUUCACCGCCAACAUCAGCCAGCUCAACAACAUGAUGCUCCCUGGGUCGCCACCGGAGGGCCCUGAUCCCCCUGCCCCGGGACCAGCCCUCACCCCCGCCCCAUGCCCCCCUCCCUACGUACUGCCCCGCACCAGACAGCCGAACACCACAGUCACCACCUACGCUGAAGUGGCAGCCAUCGCCUCCUCUAACCAUGGCAAACCCCGGGUGGGCGGGGCGGUCGGUGUGGUCUAUGGUCCUGGGGGCGGGGUGUGUGGUACGGCGGCGGUGAGAACCACAGAGCUGCUGGAGGAGCUGGCUGCUCUGGCCCCUCCGUACCCAUUUAGAGACUCCUCCCUGGGGUCGCCUGGCGCCUCGCCACCCUCCCUGUCCCCGGCCCUUUUCCCGGCCUCAGAGUCUGCCCUGGGUGAGCCCUGCCCCCCGGGGAAAUAUGACAGACUGAUGCUACGGCACUACAGCCAGAGCUCCUCUUCCCUGUAAACUACUCCUCAUCUUCCCUGUAAACUACUCCUCUUCUUCCCUGUAAACUACUCCUCCUCUUCCCUGUAAACUACUCUUCUUCCCUGUAAACUACUACUCAUCUUCCCUGUAAACUACUCUUCUUCCCUGUAAACUACUCCACUUCUUCCCUGUAAACUACUCCUCUUCUUCCCUGUAAACUACUCCUCCUCUUCCCUGUAAACUACUCUUCUUCCCUGUAAACUACUCCUCAUCUUCCCUGUAAACUACUCCUCAUCUUCCCUGUAAACUACUCCUCAUCUUCCCUGUAAACUACUCCACUUCUUCCCUGUAAACUACUCCUCAUCUUCCCUGUAAACUACUCCUCAUCUUCCCUGUAAACUACUCCACUUCUUCCCUGUAAACUACUCCUCCUCUUCCCUGUAAACUACUCCUCAUCUUCCCUGUAAACUACUCCUCAUCUUCCCUGUAAACUACUCCUCAUCUUCCCUGUAAACUACUCCACUUCUUCCCUGUAAACUACU
Molecule: messenger RNA, 4304 nt
Organism: Coregonus clupeaformis (lake whitefish)
Lineage: Eukaryota; Metazoa; Chordata; Actinopteri; Salmoniformes; Salmonidae
Product: metabotropic glutamate receptor 5
Exons: 17
Biological process (GO): trans-synaptic signaling by endocannabinoid, modulating synaptic transmission; regulation of synaptic transmission, glutamatergic; G protein-coupled glutamate receptor signaling pathway
Cellular component (GO): postsynaptic density membrane
Molecular function (GO): adenylate cyclase inhibiting G protein-coupled glutamate receptor activity; G protein-coupled receptor activity involved in regulation of postsynaptic membrane potential
Source: RefSeq, a predicted model, not a curated record